GGGGCUUCACUUGCAUAACAUGCAGAUUUUCAAACAGAUGUCUUAACAAGAAAAAAUCCCUCUCUGCUUGCUACUGUGUGAAGGCGAAGCACUUGCAAAGUAUCUGCAAGGAAGGCUGUCUGGGCUUUGUAAGCGGGUGAAAAGAAAAUGUGCUGCAAAGUGUACUUCUGAUGAGGCUGAUGGUGAAUGUGCUUCAGCGAGCCACAAAAGACCACGUAACACAUUUGCUUUGACCUAAGCUUCAGACAAUAUUCUGAUCCGAAAUCCUUUGGAAAUCAUUUUGAAGCUUUUCUCACAUUUUUCCUUCUCAGAAGUGUACCGCCAAAAUGAGUAACGCAGAGCCUAAUACCACAGAUUAUGCAUAUGAGACAGACUAUCUUUCUCUAAUUGCACAACCAUGUUCUAAGGGGGAAGUCAGAAACUUCACAAAAGUAUUUCUGCCAGUUGCAUAUUCAUUGAUCUGUGUCGUCGGCCUAGUGGGUAACAUCUUCGUAGUGAUGACCUUUGCUUUAUACGAAAGAACCAAGUCCAUGACGGAUGUGUACCUCUUCAACAUGGCAAUAGCAGACAUACUGUUUGUGCUCACUCUCCCACUGUGGGCAGUGAAUUAUGCUGCUGACAAAUGGAUUUUCGGAGAUUUCAUUUGCAAAAUGAGCAGAGGUAUCUAUGCAAUCAACUUCAACUGCGGCAUGCUGCUUUUGGCCUUUAUCAGUGUGGACCGGUACAUAGCUAUCGUACAGGCAACAAGGUCAUUUAAACUCAGGGCAAGAACGCUAGCAUACAGUAAACUGAUUUGUUUGGUUGUAUGGGUAGCAUCAGUUCUAAUCUCCAGUUCCUCUUUCCUAUACAGUGAAAGUUACAGCUUCUCCAUCAAUGAAACCAAAGAGAUUUGUGAUCACAGAUCUGACAAAACAUCCGAAAGCACUAUGCUGAAAUUAUUGCUGCUGAGUCUACAACUUGGAUUUGGCUUUUUUAUUCCUUUCAUGUUCAUGAUUUUUUGCUAUACAUUCAUUGUCAAAUCCUUACAACAAGCUCAAAAUUCCAAAAGAAACAAAGCAAUCCGUGUGAUUGUAUUAAUUGUAGUUGUUUUCCUAGUUUGCCAGGUACCCCAUAACAUCGUUCUUCUUGUGACAGCCACAAAUCUGGGCAAGAUGAACAAAUCUUGUGACAGUGAAAAGAAAAUAGCUUAUGCAAAAUACACCACAGAAGCCAUAGCAUUCUUACACUGUUGCUUGAACCCUGUGCUCUAUGCAUUCAUUGGAGUGAAGUUUAGAAGUUACUUUGUGAAGAUAAUGAAAGACCUGUGGUGCAUGAGAUACAAGAAAUACAACAGCCGUAGUUCAAGGACAAACUCUGAUACUUACCAUUCAAGACAGACUAGUGAAAUUAUGAGUGAGAAUAUUUCUUUUACUAUAUAACACAAUUUGAACAACAUUAUUGUUGAAAAAUCCUGCUCAUCCAGACCAGUCUCACUGUGUAUAUGAUAACCAGUCAUUUGUGCUUCUCCGCACCCCAGUGGCAAGCUCCUGUGAUCCACAGCUCCCUUCAAUAAAACAACAUAAACUAAAGACUAAUACUGUCCCUUGAAAAACUGGAAUCUUAUUCACCUAACAUUCAUGCUCUUCUAAAGUGCAAUCACUUAGAAUUAUCAGGAAGGUGAAAUUGAUAAAGGAACACUCCUCAUUUCAAAUGGAAACCACCUAUCUCUUUUGUCUUACGUCACUGAAGUAUUCCAAAAGUACUAAAUAAAUGAAUCAGGUUAUGUCCAGGCUCAUUAUAUUUACAUUUAUGUUGUUGCUGUUGAUUAUUUAUGCUUAGAAAUCCUAUUUAAGUGUAAGUCUCCACUCUGCUUGCAUUGCAGAUAGGCUGUACUGAGAUAAUACUAACCUAAACAGAUGACAUUUGGGCAAGCCUGGCAAGAAAAGCUAACAGACAAAGAGACAAAGAAACAGACAUAGCUGGACUUAGAUUUUGGGUCUCGUAAAUUUUUGCCCAGUUCUAUGCUCCGCCUGCUCAUCAGAUGCCUCUAAAUGGAGUUGCACAAGCUUACACCAAGGCUGAGGCUGAUCAAAGCCAAUAGCGACUUGUCUACUACAGAGAUUAUUAUGAAAAGAAGAAAAUUAUGAAAUAAACGGAACACUGAAAUAUGCACAGGAAGGUUUUCUGAUAGCUACUCAGAUUAUCUGCUGAACAAAGAACAGAGCUUUAUUGGAGAAAUUCUGCCUUUCAUUUAGCACUGGAUUCAGAUCCUGGAAUUCACUGAAGCUGAUCACUUCGUGAAAAUAUCUCUGUGAAAAGUUGAUUCUUUCUAGCUGAAAUUCACACACCAUUUCUUCAGAAGUAGACAAACUGAAGAACAGAACUGUGAUUAUUCAAAUUCCAAUACUUCUUGUUGCAACUAGAUCAGUGACAAAACCUGAUGCAUUUCUUGGUAUUUAGCGACCAUUAACAAAGUUUCCUCAGGAAUGGAUUUACUAACACAAAUACACAUAUAUGAAAUUUAUUCAAUUAACUUCAGAAAUUAUUAAGGACAGUAUCUAAAAAUAAGAGUAGAGUGUGACUUAAUUUGGCCAGAUUUUUACCAAACUGGUCAACAUUUGACUCACAAUGAAUACAGGAAUAUUUAUAAUAAAUGAAUUUUUUUUUUUACCCAGUCAUGACUUUUCGGCAAAGUUAAGUGAUUUUUUAAAAACCGCACACAGGAACAUCCUCAAAACAGGCUAUGCAGAAACUGUUCUCCAGCAGAGAUGUGAACAGUGAUCUGGUUGACCACCACUUCUGUUCACUGAGGGAGCUUCACCAGAUUGUAACGACGAUGGGGGGAACAACUUGAACUGCUGAGUAACUGAACCGUCCAACACCUCGACUAACAGAAAGAUGUUCUGCACAGGAGUAGGAGCAGAUCCAUUUCAAAGAGCCGGAGGGCAGAGCAGCAGGACAGAGGACAAGAGCACCAUUACUACCCAUUUGCAGUGAGCUAAAGUGCCAGUCUCCCGGAGUUCCCCAGCAACAGAAGUGUGAGCCAUGGAUUUGCUGUUAUGUGGGAUUCUCCACUCCGACGGUAGUGUAAAUUAACACAAUUUGCAGGGUGCAGUUUGCCUUGCACAUUUUUUUAAACUCAUGAGUGAAGGGAGAAUGGAGUUUGGACCAGAAACCACAUCCUUCGGUGGCAAUGAAAAGAGCCAAGAAGAGCAAUUCCAGAGCUGAAGAACACUUGAGGAUACGACGCAACAUGAAACUAGUACUGUUUUUGCUGGUACAAUCCACCCUUGUUUACAGUGCAGUGUGAGGUUUUUAAAUAUUAAUGCCAGGUAUGAUAAAGACCAUAUAUAUUUAUCAUUAAUGAAUAGUAACUUAGGCAAAAAUAUACAAAAUUAGGUAAAUGCAUACGCAUGCAUUUGCUGUAGGUAGCACUGAUGAUUUUCUGGAAGAGAAUUCAGCAAAUAAAAAUAUAACUGACUGAAUAAGACUAAAA
Dromaius novaehollandiae (emu) is the source of this 3475-nucleotide messenger RNA. It is a transcript of the gene CCR6, whose product is annotated as C-C motif chemokine receptor 6. The transcript has 4 exons. The record is from RefSeq and is a predicted model, not a curated record. Gene Ontology annotation, cellular component: membrane; external side of plasma membrane. Gene Ontology annotation, molecular function: C-C chemokine receptor activity; C-C chemokine binding. The coding region runs from base 327 to 1418 and encodes 363 amino acids. Lineage: Eukaryota; Metazoa; Chordata; Aves; Casuariiformes; Dromaiidae. Gene Ontology annotation, biological process: cell chemotaxis; thymocyte migration; positive regulation of cytosolic calcium ion concentration.